This is a messenger RNA of Cajanus cajan (pigeon pea), 1124 nucleotides long. RefSeq names its product RNA-binding (RRM/RBD/RNP motifs) family protein. Gene Ontology annotation, molecular function: RNA binding. The record is from RefSeq and is a predicted model, not a curated record. Gene Ontology annotation, biological process: mRNA splicing, via spliceosome. NCBI's taxonomy places the organism in Eukaryota, Viridiplantae, Streptophyta, Magnoliopsida, Fabales, Fabaceae. Gene Ontology annotation, cellular component: precatalytic spliceosome; catalytic step 2 spliceosome; U2 snRNP.
ACACACCCACCCUCAUCAGUUCGCGCCGCCGCCGCGAGCCAGAGCCCAGGAGGCGCUUCUCUUCGAACCCGCUCUUCACUCUCGCCGUCUUCAUCGGCCUUGCGUGGAACUCCGAGUAGCAGGCGUCGUCGCUAGAAAGUGAACUCGCUAUUCGCUCACGAAUAAUUUUUCAUCCUUUAGCUUCAGGCCUUGGAGCUGUCUGGAACACUGCAAAGGUGGAAGCGGGGUCAAUUGUUGCUAUUUUUGGCCUUGGAACUGUUGGGCUGGCUCGAGGGAGAAUAUAAAAAGAUGAUAAAGUUGCGUUAUUGAGUAACCUAACCCACUCUGAACAAAAAAAAAAAAAAAAAAAGGUGAAGACGGAGCAGUGAGGUAACCUCUUCUCUGUUGGAUUUUCCUUGGUCUCUCUGCAUCCAUGGCGGCUAUCAGUCUGAGGAAGGGGAACACGCGCCUGCCGCCGGAGGUGAACCGCGUGCUGUACGUUCGCAACCUUCCCUUCAACAUCACCAGCGAGGAGAUGUACGACAUCUUCGGCAAAUACGGCGCGAUUCGCCAGAUCCGCAUCGGAACCAACAAGGACACUCGCGGAACGGCGUUCGUCGUCUACGAGGACAUCUACGACGCCAAGACCGCCGUCGAUCACCUCUCCGGCUUCAACGUCGCCAACCGUUACCUGAUUGUGCUGUAUUACCAGCAGGCUAAGAUGAGCAAGAAGUUCGAUCAGAAGAAGAAGGAGGACGAGAUCGCGCGUAUGCAGGAGAAGUACGGUGUUUCCACCAAAGAUAAGUAAAUACUAAAUGAAUAAAUAGUUCGUCCUCCUCGCAGAUGCUUUAGAUUCAUAGAUAGUUAGGGUUUUCCAGACUUUUCCUUUGGUUUAAUUGUACUGUUAUUGGAUUUAUUGGAGUCUGGCACAGGCACAGUGAGCGCGCAUCGAUGAGAAAAAAAUAAGAAAAAUGAAAUUAGCUUCUCCAUACACUAGAAUUAUCUUGUAGAAGCUGAUAUGAGUGGAGAAGUUUUUUAUUCUUGUCCUGUGCAUGUGCAGAAGCGUAUGUAAGGAAUUAUGAAUGUUUACAAUGUUACUUGUGAGAAUGAAAUGAAAUUUAACUUUAUCCAAAUGCUUAGGGUUA